AUGGACGGGGUAAUCGAGGCAUUGCACAUCUUCGAUGAGCACAAUGCCCCCAUAUUGUCGCACACCUAUACGGGGCGGCCGCUCUCCGCGGCACAGCUCCUCCCGCUGUAUCUCGACCAGCAACGCCAGCAGCAGCAACAACAAACUUCUUCUUUCUCGUCGUCGUCCUCGUCGCUCACUUCCCCGUCUGCGUCUGCGGCCGGCGGCCCUGCAGCACUGCGCAAGCAGCCCGCCAGCCUCGUCUACAUCUCCGACACGAAUCCGCCGACGCUCGUCUUCUCCAUCGUCCACGCCGGCCUGCUCCUUUUGCUGACGACAUCGUCGGAGCUCGAGCCGCUGCUGGCCCUCGAGUUUCUGCACCGCGUCGCCGACGCCCUCGAGGAGUUUCUGGGCAGCCCGCUGCUGGCCAGCAAGAUCGAGGCGAGCUACGAGGUCGUCGCCCAGCUGCUGACGGAGAUGUGCGAUGCCGGCACCGUGGGCACCACCGAGCCCGAUGCGCUGCACGACCUGGUCGAGGUCGAGGGCCUCGUCGGCAAGCUGCUCGGCAGCAUCACGCUGCCCGGCAAGGCCGCCGCCGCCCUCUCGUCUGCCGCCGCCCAGGCCACGUCGUCCUCGCUGUCCUCCGCCUCCUCGCCCAACCCCCUCCUCUCCUCCUCCAUGUCCUCCAUAUCGUCGUCCUCCAUCAAGGGGCCACAAAACGGCGGCAGCGCCGCAGCAGCCGGUGGCGGGCCGGCCUUGCCCUGGCGCCGCGCCAACGUCCGCCACACAUCAAACGAGAUGUACGCCGACGUUGUCGAGUCGCUGUCAGUCACGCUGGCGCCCUCGGGCCGCCCUCUGGCUGCCUUUGCCCAGGGCUCCAUUGCCUUUACCGCCAAGGUCUCUGGCCUGCCGGACAUAUUGCUGACGCUGACGGGGCCCUCGGGCAAGCACAACCUCGGCCGCAUCCUGGAGCUGCCCGUCUUCCAUCCGUGCGUGCGACUCGCGCGCUGGAAAGAGCGGCCCGGCGAGCUCAGUUUCGUGCCACCCGACGGCCGGUUUUUGCUGGCCGCCUACGAGGUCGACCUCAUGCCCUUUGACGCGGCCAACGGCGACUCAUUUUCUGGCACCGCUGCCAACAACAGCCUGCGCAUGCCCAUCAAUGUCGAGAUCAAGUCGAACCUGGGCCCCGUCGGCGCCGACUUUGCCGUCCGCGCCACCAUCAACCGCACAUUUGCCUUUGGCCGCCCGAACGGCCCUUCCAGUAGCGGUGGUGGCGGUGGAGGUGGAGGAGGCGUUCGUAGUCUCGGUGGCCCGCAUCCGGGCUCACCGGGCGCCCCGCUGUUGGAGGAUGUGCGCAUCACCGUCCCUCUGCCAGCCGACGUGCGGAACCUGCUCGAGAUCCGGCCCACUCGUGGCGAUGCCGUGUACAACCCGGGCGAGCGCGUGCUCGAGUGGCACAUUCCGGCCAAGGACGUUGCCAGCGGUAUGACGUCCUUUGGCCUGCAGUGUACGGUGGUCGGCCAGCAACGGCCCGGGCAUCUCGACCUGGACGGCGACGACAGCGAAAACAGCGACGACGACAAUGCUGGCGGUGGCGGUGGCAGCGGACAGCAGAGCAAGCCAAGCAACGACUAUGGUUUUGCCGCAUACACGGACGACGAGCCGUAUCAAGACGACGCCCCGAAGCAAGACCACGCAGAAACCCAGGCAGCACCGCUUCGGCGAAAAGAAAAGAAGAAGAAGAAGAAAGACAAGGGUACGGGCACCGGCACAACAAAAACAAAAUCCGCAAAGACGAAGAAGGCCCCCAAAACGCCAAAUACCGUACCCAGUCCGUUGGAAGCCGCGCCUCCCAUCGAGACGGCGGCCGAAGCGGCGGCCAGCCGCAAAAUCGCCCAGAACAAGAUCUUGAUGCCCAGUUCGGCCUCGGUGAGCUUCUCCGUCAAGGGCUGGUUGGCGAGCGGCAUUCGCGUCGAGAGUAUUGUCCUCGAUACCAAGCGCAGCCGCGGCCUCGGCGACGGUGUGCGGCCCUUCAAGGGCGUCAAGUACGUGACCGUCAGCAAGGGCGGUAUUGAGCUGCGGUGUUAG
Messenger RNA from Sporothrix brasiliensis 5110, 2067 nucleotides. RefSeq lists its product as uncharacterized. Gene Ontology annotation, cellular component: cytoplasmic vesicle. The record is from RefSeq and is a predicted model, not a curated record. The transcript has 2 exons. Gene Ontology annotation, biological process: endocytosis. NCBI's taxonomy places the organism in Eukaryota, Fungi, Ascomycota, Sordariomycetes, Ophiostomatales, Ophiostomataceae. Bases 1 to 2067 code for a protein of 688 amino acids.